CGCCGCCGCCUCUUCAUCUGCGGCCCACCGGCGGCGGCCGCCCCGAGGCCCCGCCCCCUCCAUCGCCUCCUGCAUCAUCACUUCCGAUGACAACAGCAACACGACGAGAAGUUCUUGGCCUCUACCGCAGAAUAUUUAGGCUUGCGAGGAAAUGGCAGGCAGCAUCAGGGCAGAUGGAAGACACCAUUAAAGAAAAACAGUACAUACUAUGUGAAGCCAGAACGCUGUUCGGGAAAAACAGAAACCUCACAGAUCCAGACUUGAUUAAGCAAUGUAUAGAUGAAUGCACGGCCAGAAUUGAAAUUGCUCUGCAUUACCAAAUACCUUAUCCGAGACCGAUUCAUCUGCCUCCAAUGGGUCUUACCCCACUCCACGGUCGACGACUUCAAAGACAGGAAAAACUGAGGAAACUUUCCAAACCAGUGUAUCUCAAGUCUCAUGAUGAAGUUUCCUAAUCCAGAAGAAAGUUUAUUUCCAAGAAAGAUGAGCCAAUUAAGUCUUGAAUGUAAACCAGAUGACAAAACCCUUCUGGAUUUGGGUCAGAAUCCAAAUAUGUAAUUUAAAUCUCCAAAAAUAUUGAUAUUCUCCCCCCCAUCCCGUAUGAAUGUUCAUAAUCUCUCUGCAGUUCCUAUCUCUUGGCUCUGAAUGGCUCACACCAACUCUCAAGGUCCUGGACCCCACAUCCUUGCUCAAGAAUCACUGGGGAACAAGACAGGUCUACAGGAGGAAGAUUUCCAAGGACGUUUUUUUGGGCAUCCCAUCUGCCAGACAUGCCACUGAGAUGAAAUUCAUUGCUGGCGGUUGUCACAGCUACUAUGAAAUUUAUAUGCCACCCUUGGAAAAUUUAAAACUCAAGUUAUAGAUUUGCUUAAAAAGUGGGUUUGGGAUACCAAAGAUUUAGUCCAAGGACUAAGGCACCUACCUACCUUGCACAGAGUCGGGCGUAGCCUGACCAAAAUGACACCUCCCCGAAAUAAUUGGGGUCUCUGUGUGUCUGCUUUAUGACAUCUUUAAUACACACACACACACACACACACACACACACACACACACACAUAGAUUAAACUUCCAGAUAAAUCACCUUAGAAAAGUGCAUCAUUAGAUUGAUGGUGGUUUUUCAUAGAAAUUUUAUGAGACCUAUAUCCCCACAAAGUGCAUGUCUUAGUUAAGUACAGAUGUUUAUCUUAAAAGUCAGAGUGUGGGAUGGAGAAAUAGUACAGGUACUUGUAUUAUGGUUUGAAAAACUCAACUACUAUAUUCAUUAUAAGUGCAUUACUUACAUAAAAAGUACAAUGGCAGGGCUGGAGCAAUAGUACAGUGGGGUUGGGUGCUUGCCUCAUGCAUGGCUGACCAUGUUCAUUCAAACCUCAGAACCCCCAAGCUACGGGGCUCCAAGUUCCACCCAGAAUAAGUCUUGAGUAUACCUGCGUGUGUCUCAAAAAUCAAAUAGAAAUGGGGAGAGGGGGGUAAUUAUUUGGUCCCCCCCAGCAUCACCAGGUACAAUUCUGAGCACUGAGUUGCCUUCAAGCACCUUUAGGUGUGACCCCAAAACCAAAAGUAAGUGGGACAAAUAAAGAUUAAAACACAAUUUCAAUCCUGACGUGUCCAGUGACAAGUCUUAUUUUUACUUGUCACUGGGUGUCAUUCCCUAUUACCUCUAAAGAAGAGGUAGGAAUACCAAUAAAGGACAACUUGUUGCUUUCAGUCUAUUUUCGAAAGUGGCCACAUGACAUUGUUGAGAAUUUCCUACUCACACCUAGAUUCCCUUGGCCCACAAAUCUUGUGUUUCAACAUAAGCCUGAGUUAAGGCCUGGGUUUGGUUUAGUUUGGGGGUGGAGGGUAGUAAUUUGUCUUGGAGGUUUUCUUGUUUGCUUUUUGUGAUUGCAAAGUAUGUGAUUUUCCACUGAACCACAUCCACAUUAAUAUAUUUCAUUCUCAAAACCUGCUCCCAUAAUAAGCAGGAGUAUACUGUCUUCACACUGUUAGCAUUUCAGGUUUUGGCAAUAAUAUACAUUAUCAGUGGAGAAAUAGCAUGUUGAACACAAAAGUGGUCUUCGGUGAAAGAAAUUUUAAUGUUUGAAAUGUGCUAGCAGGUUGUAUGACCACUGGGUGAGCAUACACCCUAGCCUCGCUUGAGUCAAGGUGUGAAUCUGCUGCUCAUCACUUUCCUUCCAUUUCGGCUCAUGGAAUCAUUUCCCUGCCCGAAUGAUGGAGUCUUUAGUGGUCAUUUCUUACAUAACAUAGAGCCUGUGGGCCACGGCAGCUACUUCAUUUCAUAGUCAACCAAUGAGACUGAUCUGUUCUUGCACUGGAGGGAAAUCUGGCUGUGGACGGAGGGAAAUAGCUUUCUAAGUAUGGAAGGUGAUUCUGACUCUUUUUAUUUUUAGUCUUACUCUGUCAAGUGUAACAGUCGCUCUUCCCACACGGCCUCAUCCAAAAGCUAAGUAAGUCUCCCUUGUGUUGACCUCAGGUCAAAAAGCAUUCAGUUAUUUCACCAGUUUUACUGGUGAAAUUUGGAAAGUGCCAUGUCAUGGCAUGACACUCGUGUACUUCCCCUGGAAUCAGCUCUGCAGUCCCUUUGGGAGUGGUCCCUGCUGGGGAGAGAAAACUUCCUUCUUCCACUAAACGAAGUAACACUAGAAAGCAAAUAAGAAUUAUAAGCCUUGAUUUGGAUACUAUAGUUUGCUACCUUCUUACCUUGUUUUAGUACGGUUUCUGUAAUUUCCACUUUUAUGGAUUCUGAGUAUCACCUUUGCCAGGAAUGCUACCUAAAUGUGAAUUUUAUAUGCCCAGUUUUCUUUGGAGAGAUGUUAGAUGCUAUUACAUAAAUAUAUAACUGUCAUCUUA
Sorex fumeus (smoky shrew) is the source of this 2847-nucleotide messenger RNA. It is a transcript of the gene LYRM1, whose product is annotated as LYR motif containing 1. The record is from RefSeq and is a predicted model, not a curated record. Gene Ontology annotation, cellular component: mitochondrion. The transcript has 4 exons. Bases 87 to 455 code for a protein of 122 amino acids. NCBI's taxonomy places the organism in Eukaryota, Metazoa, Chordata, Mammalia, Eulipotyphla, Soricidae.